AUGCCCAAUAUCGAAGAAGUGCGUUUACCCGGACGUCGAGUAAAGGUUGGCGACAAGAGGUGGAAACCCUACUAUCCGUGUGCUCAUCUGAAAGAGUUCAGUGUUAAGAAUGUUUCGAGAGAAUUUACAAAGAAAUGCCAUGCAAGAUCAUAAAUUUAACUCAUUUCAAAUGAGUAGAAACUAGGAAUGUGUUCAUGAUUAU
Messenger RNA from Blastocystis hominis, 202 nucleotides. RefSeq lists its product as hypothetical. The transcript is spliced from 2 exons. The record is from RefSeq and is a predicted model, not a curated record. Bases 1 to 153 code for a protein of 50 amino acids. Lineage: Eukaryota; Bigyra; Opalinata; Blastocystidae.